CGUGAUUCUGGUGAAAGAGAAACUGAAGUGUAUUCAAGCGGUUGUGUGUUUGUGUCUCUGUUUUCUUGCAGUAAAAUGGCAGAACCCAGUGUUUCUCAGGAUGAUUUCAUGUGUCCGGUGUGUCUGGAUCUCCUGAAGGAUCCAGUGACUACUUCCUGUGGACACAGUUACUGUAAGAGCUGUAUUACAGACUGCUGGGAUCAAGAGGAUCAGAAGAGAGUCUACAGCUGUCCUCAGUGCAGACAGACCUUCAGUCCAAGACCUGCUUUAUCUACAAACACCAUGCUGGCUGAAGUGGUGGAGAAACUGAAGAAGACCAAACUCUCUGAUGACUGUUACGCCGGAGCUGGAGAUGUUCAGUGUGACGUCUGUACUGGAAGAAAAUACAGAGCCGUCAAGUCCUGUCUGGUGUGUCUGAACUCUUACUGUCAGAAUCACCUUCAACAACAUGAGAGUUUCUUUAAAGGAAAGAAACACAAAGUGACCGAAGCCACUGGACGACUGCAGGAGAUGAUCUGCCAGAAACAUGAGAAGAUCCUUGAGGUUUUCUGUCGCACUGAUCAGAAGUGUAUAUGUAUGAUGUGUACGAUUAUUGAACAUAAAAACCAUGACAUUGUAUCAGCAGCAGACCAGAGGACAGAGAAACAGAAUCAGAUGAAGGAGACUCAGAAGACGCUCCAGCAGAGAAUCCAGCAGAGAGAGAAAGAUCUCCAGCAGCUGAGAGAGGCUGUGGAGUCUCAUAAGCGCUCUGCACAGACAGCAGUGGAGGACAGUGAGAAGAUCUUUACUGAGAUCAUCUGCUCCAUUGAGAGAAGACGCUCUGAGAUGAUACGACUGAUCAGAGAUCAGGAAAAGCAAGCAGUGAGUCGAGCUGAAGGACGACUGGAGCGACUGGAGCAGGAGAUCAAUGAUCUGAGGAGAAGAGACGCUGAGCUGGAGCAGCUUUCACACACACAGGAUCACAUCCAGUUCCUGCAGAGUUUCCAGUCUCUCUCAGCUCCUCCUGAAUCUACAGACAUCAAUGAUGACCUCUUCAGGUCUCUCCUCUCUUCUGAUGAUCUGAGAGAGUCUGUCCUUCAGCUGAGAGACAAACUGGAGGAUUUCUGUAAAGAGGAACUGAAAAAGAUCUCAGACAGAGUGACAUUCACCAGCAUUGUUCCCAGAACCAGAAAAGAUUUCCUACAAUAUUCCCAUCAGCUCACUCUGGAUCUGAACACAGUGAAUAAACACCUCCUUCUGUCUGAGAACAACAGAGUGAUUACUAACACUGACACAGAGCAGCCGUAUCCUGAUCAUCCAGAAAGAUUUGAUGUGUUUUCUCAGGUGUUGUGUAGAGAGAGUGUGUGUGGACGCUGUUACUGGGAGAUUGAGUGGAGUGGGAAUAGUGCUGAUAUAUCAGUGUCGUAUAAAAGCAUCAGCAGGAAGGGACGGGGUGAUGAGUGUGUGUUUGGAUGUAAUGAUCAGUCCUGGAGUUUAUACUGCUCUUCCUCUAGUUACUCAUUCAUACACAAUAACACAUGCACGGAUCUCUGGAAGUCCAUCAGCAGGAGAGUAGGAGUGUUUGUGGAUCACGGAGCAGGAACUCUGUCCUUCUACAGCGUCUCUGACACAAUGAACCUCAUCCACACAGUCCAGACCACAUUCACUCAGACGCUCUGUCUUGGGUUUGGGGUUUGUUCUGGAUCAUCAGUCAAACUGUGUUGAUGAAUCAGAAUGGACUGAUGAGAGAUUCUACCCAUAAUGCUUUGAGCUGCAUGAUAAAUCAGUAAGAGUGAGAUGUUAGAGUCUCUUCAAGACAUCAAUACUGCAGCUGAACUUCUGUCAUUGAGAUAACGUGUAUCAGAAUAAAUGUGUAUAAUUAAUUCUCAUAUAGGGUUCUUGGGUACAGGAAUGAUGGUGGAGCUUCAGUGAUCUGUUGAAGAUUUCCCACAGAAAGCUGAACACUGUAUCGUCAUAUAAGAAUGCUCCUAAAAAGCUAAGGUUUCCUAUUUUUCUAAAUCGAUAAACACCACCAUAACCUAAACAUUAUUUUUCUGUAAUCAGUUGUGUUUAAUCAAAGCCUGUAGAUUCUCUUUACCACCCUUUCUUGACACUUUAUGAGGAUUUCUCUAGUAGUCUGUUUCUCUGCAUUCUGUAAAGAAAGUGAUGCUUAACUCAAACCCUCUUUUAGUUCACAUGACACUAUACAUCCUCACUAUUUGAGACAGUUAUUUGACACUGUCGAGUCCUGGAGUUAGUGUGGCUAUUAAAUAAAUCUUUGCUUGAAGGAGCAGCACCUUCUAAUCUGAAAAAGGCCACUGUUCCAUUUGUACUAAAGAAACCAUCACUUGAUGCCUGUCUCUCUCUCUUUCUCUUAUCUCUAUUUUGCCAUUUCUGUCCAAUAUAUUGGAAAAAAUGUGCUUUUACAGCUCUAGACUUUCUUGAAUGACUACCAGAUUUUUGAGAGGUUUCAGUCAGGGUUCAAAUCCGUACACAGCACUGAAGCCGUUCAGUGCAAGAGUUCUUAAUGAUAUCUAUAUGGCAAAUUUAUGAGACCUAUCCUCUGCUUUUGUUAUUGUCGAUCAUGCUAUCCUUAUUUCUCCACUGGAGUGCUAUAUAGGGAUGAGGAUGGUUUUAAGUUGAUUUAAAUCUUUUUUUUUUUAACCAAUAAACAUUUUCUGUAAAAACAGGACUUUUCUUUUCUUCUCCUCGUAAUAUAUCCUGUGGUGUGCCUCAAGGCUCUGUUUUAGCCCUGUCCUCUUUUCUCCUAUCUUCUCCCUUGAGGGUCCAUUUUUAGGAAUCAUGAUGUCUCGUUUCAUUGUUAUGCUAAUGACAUGCAAAUCUAUACGUCUAGAUCAAAUAAGAGCUCUCCAGACAUCCUAAGAGCCUUGUGGAUGUAAAAGUCAAAACAGAAGUCAUUGUUUUUAACCCUUUAGAAAUCACCUAGACCU
This is a messenger RNA of Puntigrus tetrazona (Sumatra barb), 2930 nucleotides long. Its product is annotated as tripartite motif-containing protein 16-like. Lineage: Eukaryota; Metazoa; Chordata; Actinopteri; Cypriniformes; Cyprinidae. The record is from RefSeq and is a predicted model, not a curated record. Gene Ontology annotation, molecular function: zinc ion binding; protein binding.